AUGGAGACGGUCGAACUACACAUUCCCGCCUCGCCAUGGACGCUCGCCCUUCCCCUCGGUGCAGACACUCGCACCUACCUCUACCUCAUACUCUGCCUCGCCCUUUCCAUCCUCGCCUGCAGCCACCUCCUCCGCAAGCCCACCUCCUCCCGCCCUGUCCUCAACCCCUCAGGCUUCGAAAUCAUCGGCCUGCAGCGCCGCAUAGACUUCAACAACACCGCCGGCGGACUGAUCACUCAAGGUCGAGAGAAGUUCCCUGGGAAACCAUACCACCUGAUCACCGACACGUGCGAUCUCCUCGUCCUGCCACCGACGUUCGCCGAGGGGAUACGGAAUAAUCCAGACUUGGACUUGACCUCAACGGUCGAGGAGGAUUUUCAUGCGUACGUGCCGGGGUUCGAGGCGUUCAGAGGUGGAAGAGAGGAUGAGAUUACGAAUAUGAUCACGGAGCCUUUGUCGAGGGAAACGGACUUUGCAUUGAAACAAAGGUUUGGAGUUUCUAAUGAUUGGAAGGAGUAUAAAGUCUACGAAGAGAUCCUCGACGUUGUUGCCAGGAUCUCCACCAGAGUCUUCUUGGGACCCGAGCUCUGCCGCAACGAAGAGUGGCUGCGGAUCACGAAGAACUACACCGUCGACUCUUUCAUCGCGGCUUUCGUGCUUCGCAUCUUCCCGAGAAGUCUGCGAAGUCUCGUCCACUGGUUUCUGCCGCAGUGCCGCUCGAUUCGACAGCAGCUCGCGGACGCAAGGAAACUCAUCCUCCCUGCCGUGCAAGCGCGCAGGAAGCUGCGAGCAAGUGUCCAGGCAGAGGGGAAGGUGGUGCCAGACUUCAACGAUGCAAUCGACUGGCUCGAUCAGGAAGCCAAGGGAGACCCUUAUGAUGUAGUGUCGUGCCAGCUCGGGAUGUCGAUGGCGGCGAUUCACACUACGACUGACCUACUGACUGAGACCAUGCAGAACCUCGCGAUGCACCCAGAAUUGGUCGAGGAGCUCCGCAGAGAGAUCGUCGAGGUGUUGAGCGCAGGCGGCUGGAAGAAGACGUCGCUUUACAACCUGAAGCUCAUGGAUAGCGUCCUCAAAGAGUCCCAGCGAGUUAGGCCAGCUGGAACCCUGGUGAUGCAGAGGAAAGCCACACGCACUACCAAACUCCCCGACGGCUCCACCCUCGCAAAGGGACAGCGCUGCGCCGUAGACUCCUUCGGCCCGUCGGGCAUGGCGUCGAGCGAAGUGUAUGACAAUCCCUCCGCAUUCGACCCGCAUCGUUUCGAGCGCAUGCGCGGACAGCCCGGCCUCGACUCCAAGGCGCACCUCGUGGCCACCGGCCCGGCACAUCUGGGCUUCGGACACGGCCAGCAUUCCUGCCCGGGGCGCUUCUUCGCGUCGAACGAGCUCAAGGUUGCGCUGUGCCAUCUGCUCAUCGAUUAUGAGUGGAGGUUCGCGGACGGGUACACGCCAAAGCGGAUGGAGAAUGGCUUUAUGCUUGGGACGGAUCCGGAGGCUAGGAUUUUGCUGAGGCGGCGAAGUCAGCCUGAGGUGGAGUUGUUGGGGCUAUGAUUGGGAAGAUUCUCAUUGUGUGUCGAC
Aaosphaeria arxii CBS 175.79 is the source of this 1578-nucleotide messenger RNA. RefSeq names its product ent-kaurene oxidase. Bases 1 to 1551 code for a protein of 516 amino acids. The record is from RefSeq and is a predicted model, not a curated record. Gene Ontology annotation, molecular function: oxidoreductase activity, acting on paired donors, with incorporation or reduction of molecular oxygen; iron ion binding; heme binding. The transcript is spliced from 4 exons. NCBI's taxonomy places the organism in Eukaryota, Fungi, Ascomycota, Dothideomycetes, Pleosporales.